This is a messenger RNA of Drosophila ficusphila, 1434 nucleotides long. RefSeq lists its product as uncharacterized. The record is from RefSeq and is a predicted model, not a curated record. The transcript has 5 exons. The coding region runs from base 1 to 1359 and encodes 452 amino acids. Lineage: Eukaryota; Metazoa; Arthropoda; Insecta; Diptera; Drosophilidae.
AUGUUAUAUUACCUGUUGGUUUGCUUCGUUCUGAUCAUUAGACGAUUUACCGACGGAAGUCUGUGCGCCACAAAGGUCAUAGUGCGAGUUCCCCGGGAUAACGACAUUGGCUUGAUCUUCGAUCUGACCGUCACCAACCGCAUCAGGGGAAACAGAAGGAACACGCUGGACUUAACGAUCGUCUCGGACGGACAAUGUACAGUGAAUACAACCAGUGGGGAACAGGUGCACUCGAUGGGUCGAAUCUUCGGCGGCGACUUUGGGUCGAUCGAACCUGGCAAGAGUGAAACUAUCUCUCUGGUGUGGCCCACUGUGUCUCUGUUCAACCGAGUGGGCUUCUGUCCCAUUUUGAUCUCCGCGACAAGUGCCCACGCCCAGGAUGCAGUGGCAACCGCCAGGCAAGUGCUGCAUUUCGAUACCCGCUUCGAGACCCUCGAUCCGCAGAACAACAAGUUGCGCAGGCGAAAGGACUUCAUGGACUGUCGCAACUGGGACAAGGACUACCUAAGGAACUGUACACCACUCAAUUGCGAGGAACGAUACUUUGGCCAACGCAGCUUCUUCAACGAGGAAACCGAACAGUGCGAAAAGGUUUCCGAGUGCUCGGGACGCGGCGAAUUUUACGACAUUUUCAGCAACGAGGCUAUUUCUGGUAAUUUUGUUACUGAGGAGGAACUCGAUUUGAUCAAGCAAGGAAAAUUCGAUUUGAAUUUUUUGGAUCUAAAACGACCUUUACCGCAGGAAGAACCAAAACACAAUCAGGCUUAUCCUCUCAAGAAAAAGAGCAAACAAUUUGCUGUGCCCUUUCCGCAUUUAUCUACUCACACAAUGCCGGAAGAUUGCGAUUCGUCUCACAAACUUACAUUGGCUGAUUUCAAUGAUUGCUUUCAGCAUUUGAAGGACUCGCAGUUUCCGGAAAACCUGGAAGACGGAAAGAAAGUUGAGAAAAAGUCCCCAUUUGAGGUACCUGUUCUGACCCAACUUUAUUAUGAUUGGUAUCUGCCCCUAAGGGCCGAUAAUUGGGCCGAAUCAGUCGAAAUGGGGGCCGAGAGUGAAUCGAUUCCUCAAAAUGCUUCAUCAGGAUCUGUACCCCUUUUAAACUGGGUCAUACAACUGGACUCCAGAGGAUGGCUGUUGCUGAUCCUCAAGGGAAGUGUCACUAUCUUAUUGCUAAUUGUGUUUCAGAUUUUGGCCACUCUGACGGCUUAUUUCCUGAUCUGCCUUGCCGUCUACGGAUUUAUGGAACUUUAUAGCGUAUUCACUUCGAACGAAGCUGCGGAUAAUUUGAUCAGGGACUCCAGUUCUCAACACAGCGUAUAUGACCUUUUUACCUCAGAGAGUCUGAUGUCCCAACGUUAACUAAAAACCAAUGUUUUUUUAAUGUGAAUUUGUUGUAGUAAAAUUUAUACUUGUAAAUAUAGGUGUGAAAUAUUA